Molecule: messenger RNA, 1737 nt
Organism: Malassezia japonica
Lineage: Eukaryota; Fungi; Basidiomycota; Malasseziomycetes; Malasseziales; Malasseziaceae
Exons: 2
Coding region: 1-1737 (578 amino acids)
Cellular component (GO): transcription factor TFIID complex
Molecular function (GO): protein heterodimerization activity
Source: RefSeq, a predicted model, not a curated record
AUGGCAAAGGACGCCAGCGGGACGCUGCGCAAGGUCGCGCCGCAGACGCGGCCGGCUGCCGACUUUGCGUUUUCGCAGCUGAAUACGGCUGUGCCUAUGAUUUUGUCUGCUGCUGGAUUCAACGGGGGGAGCGCGAAUGCGUGCGUGCUCCUCGGCGAACUCGUCCAGCGCUUUCUUGCUUUGCUUGCGCGCACCAGCGCCGAGAGCGCUCAGGCGGCGAACCGCACAGAGCCUACCGCGUGGGACGUCGAGAUGAGUCUCGAGCAUGUAAUGGGCUUUGGCGCGCUGACCGAGCUCAAGGAAUGGGCGGACGAAGAAGGCGUGUGGAAGCGCGACCUUUCGCAGCUCAUCCCCGAGCCGGUGCUGAAGCAGCGCGCGCGCCUCGCCGAAUAUGUGUCGCUCGGCGAAAAGAAGAGCGUGUCGGAGCUGCACUACCUCCCUAUUUCGGACGGAAUGCGUGCGGAGCUCGAAGUGCGCCGCGCGAUCGACGAGGCCGAAGAGGAUGCGUGGGUCUGGGACGAGACACCCCCGCACGCAGACGAUGUCGAGGCCGAAGAGCCCCUUGCUGAAACGACGACCGAUACCCCAUCGUACAUCCCCCCGUUCCUCCCUGCGUUUCCAGACCUGGACGCGCUUCCCGGAGAGGAAAUGCACAUCGAGCCCGAACCGGCCAAGGAAGAGGCGCCGGGGCCCGCGCCGAUGCCGCGCCCCCCGCCUGUGAUCCUUCCCACGGCCGCCACCGAGCUCGACCAGGACGGCAUCCGCCGCAUCUGGCGCCGCCGCCUGCCUGUGUAUACCGGGUCGCUGGUCGAAGGCGCGCCGCCCGCGACGUCCUUCCCGUCGCUCGACGCGGCACGCAACGGCCCCGCACCCGAAAAAGCGCAGAAACGCUCGUCGCUCGACGCGUUUAUGCAUGCCACCGAAGAGCUCGCCGAGGAGAGCGCCCGGCCGACCCCGGUGUACCUCACUUCCCUCACGCAUUCCCACCACGUCAAUCCGAACUCGGCGGCGUUUAUCGAUGGGGCGGUCAAGCGGCGGCGGCUGGCGCACUGCUUUGUGGACCCCCAGCGGUACGAGCCGAACGACUCGAUGCACGGCUGUGUGGAUCUGCACCCAGCGUCGCCCGCGUGGGUGCCCGGCCCCAGUCUGCUGAUUACGAUCCCCAGCGCGCAGGGCAACAUGGAGGAGAGCGCGCAUGCGGCGCCCGUCUUUACGCCGAUCAACCCCCAAGGGCGCGUCGUUGCGACGGCGCCGCCCUCCGGCGCGCUGUUCCCCACGAUGUCGUAUCGUUUCCCGGCGCAGCUAUACAAUGGUGUGCGUGUCGUGGCGCCUGCGCCGCUGCUGCGCGUCUUUUCGCGCAGUGGCGAUCCCCCUGCGGUGCUCGACGACCACCACACGGAGCGUGUGUUCCACGGCAUGGCGGCGAGCCGCACGCUCAUGACCGGCACCAUGAUGUCGGUGCAGCACCGCCACUCGCUCAGUGUGAUGAUCAACCGCUACCGCGGCGGCAACUCGAUUCUGCACCCUGCGCUCGAGCGCCUGCGCUUUUCGCUUGCGGCGCAGCUCGCGGCGCAGCGCCGUGCGCUGCACGCCGAAGAGGCCGAGCAGCUCGAAGAGGAGCCGAUCCGUGGCGAGCGCAUCAAAAUGCCCAUUGCGGGCACCCUCGUGCAUGCAUGGGACUGGCCGACGGUCCUCCCGUGGGCCGAUGCGGAAGAGCGCCCAGCAACGACGCAGUAG